AUGACAUACAGCCAGCUGAGUUGCAAUGUUUCAACUGGUAGGCAGACGGGAGAGAACAACUUGUGGACUGGACGCUCCAAAAGAAGAAUUUGGAUAUUCCUUGUCCUUAUCGCUGUGGUCAUCACCGUAAUCGUAAUUCCGACCGCAGUUUUCAAUGGUAACUCAGAAGAAAGCGGUCCCACAGAAGUUGAAGAAGGAAAGCACGAUGAGAGGAAUGAACAGUUUCACGUUGAAGAAGACUCAGUAGAUAAUGAAGAUGAAAUUGUCAUUCCAGACCAUACACCCGAGGAGAUCAAGGAUGAUAUUGAGGAUCCAAAAAAGAUAGUUACAAUAAAACCUACAAAGAAGAACCCCGCAUUUGGACCUACAACAAAACCACCAGAAAAGAAAAGGGAUCCAAAAGCAAAGGAAAUGAUUUUUCAUAAACUGAAGGAGGAACUUGAGCGUCGUCAUAUAAAAUACUUUGAACACGGCACACAUCGUACAUGUCGUAUAGCUACUGGAACAUGUUCAUGUGUAAAUUCAAGGAAUGAAGUCGUGUACUUAUCAAGCCAUGAUUUGGCUGUCAUAUGCAAUGUUGUAGAAUUUUUGGAUGAUGAGGUUAGGGUUGACUUUGAGGUUGAAACAUUUAUACGGAUGAAGAAACACAACAAAAAAUAUGGGACAGAUUAUUGCACUUAUGCUGAGGUUCAAGAGAGAUUUUACUUUUUCAGAAGAGAUGCAAUUAUCAUUGAGGGACAUAACAAAAACCAGAGUAAGCUAUUUGUUCUAGGAUACGGUCCUAAUGCUGGUAGUGUAAAAGACGGUGUUAAAAAGGGAGAUGUGGGUUAUGGAGAUUUAUUCAAUGGGAUAGAAUUUGGCAAGUUUCCGUUCACGGAAUUUGAUUUUAAUGGGACAAAAUUAAAAGUACCAGAACCUACUUUUGACUGGAGAAAGAGGGGUUAUGUUAGUGAGGUAAGAGUACAAAUAUGUGGAUCAUGCUGGGCAAUGGCAUCAGCUUCUGCAUUUGAUACUUUUGUGCAUAUGAAGACAGGGGAAAAGAAGAAAUAUAGUGUACAACAAAUUUUGGAUUGUGCUUCGAGUCUUAGCGGUUGUAAUGGUGGAUCAAUUAUCCUGGGUUUCCGUUACAUCAAGAAUAACAAAAUGUGCACAGAAGAGGAAUACCCGUAUAAAGGCGUAAAGGGUAUCUGUGAAGAUCACAAAUGCACUGGAGAGAACGUUGCAAGGUCAUUAGAAUUCAUUCAUUAUGAAACUGCUGAAAAACAACUAGAGGAGAAUGGUCCCUUCGCCGUAGCAAUCACUAGCGAUAGAAAACUUAGUCUCUAUGCAGGUGGUAUAUUUGAUGCUACAUGUAUUGGCCCUGAUUCACAUGCAGUAGUGAUCAUAGGACACGGAGUUGAUCCAGCUACCAACCAAAAGUACUGGAUUGCUAAAAACUCUUGGGGAACAAACUGGGGGGAGAGUGGAUACUUUCGAAUUUGGAACCAUGCCGUACGAAAUCAAUACGGCGUGAUGGUUUCCUACUGCAAUCUACUAGAGAGCGCUCGUGGAUUUUCCUGA
This is a messenger RNA of Theileria equi strain WA, 1560 nucleotides long. RefSeq names its product Papain cysteine protease family protein. The transcript has a single exon. Gene Ontology annotation, cellular component: lysosome. The record is from RefSeq and is a predicted model, not a curated record. Lineage: Eukaryota; Apicomplexa; Aconoidasida; Piroplasmida; Theileriidae. Bases 1 to 1560 code for a protein of 519 amino acids. Gene Ontology annotation, molecular function: cysteine-type endopeptidase activity.